Messenger RNA from Polyodon spathula (Mississippi paddlefish), 2499 nucleotides. It is a transcript of the gene clk2a, whose product is annotated as CDC-like kinase 2a. The transcript has 13 exons. The record is from RefSeq and is a predicted model, not a curated record. Gene Ontology annotation, cellular component: nucleus. NCBI's taxonomy places the organism in Eukaryota, Metazoa, Chordata, Actinopteri, Acipenseriformes, Polyodontidae. Gene Ontology annotation, biological process: protein phosphorylation; regulation of RNA splicing. Bases 126 to 1655 code for a protein of 509 amino acids. Gene Ontology annotation, molecular function: ATP binding; protein tyrosine kinase activity.
CGCACGCAGUGAGAGAGAGAGCGCGGGAGAGGUAUUUUUUUGGGGGGGGGUUGGAUUGUAAACUCAACAGCAGCGCCAAGACGGAUUUCCUGUGGGAUAAACGCACCGGCCUCGCAGCGAAAACGAUGCCUCUCCCGAGACGGCUCCGCUCUUCGGAGCGGGGAAGCCGGGACAGCUACCAUGACCGGUACCGGAGCCACAAGCACCGGCGGAGACGCAGCCGGUCCCGGUCCAGCAGCAGCGAGAGGGAGCGGAGAGGACACAAGCAUGAGGACAGCUUCCAUCUGCACUCCAGGAGCUACGAUGACCCGUGCGUGGCGAGGCGGCGGCGGGCGUACACCCGGCGAUACUGCGGCAGCUACCGGCGCCAGGACUACAGCCGGGACCGGGACCGGGGUGGAGAUUACGAGGAGGAGUUCCCUUCACAGCGCGAGGAGCCCUACCACAGCCAGCGCGCCCCCAGCAGGCGUAAGCACAAACACAGGAGGCAUAGAACCAGGUCUUAUAACGCAUCAUCAUCGAGGAGUGGACACAGCAGUGGCCCAGGCAGGACACGGGCACAGAGCGUGAGGGAUGACGAGGAAGGGCACCUGGUCUAUCGUUCCGGCGACUGUCUUCAGCAAAGAUAUGAGAUUGUUGGCACUCUAGGGGAAGGUACCUUCGGUCGGGUGGUGCAGUGUAUCGACCAUCGAAGGGGCGGAGCGCGAGUGGCUCUCAAAAUAAUCAAGAACGUGGAGAAGUACAAAGAGGCAGCGAGACUGGAGAUCAACGUUCUGGAAAAAAUCAACGCGAAAGACCCCGACAACAAACAUCUUUGUAUUCAGAUGUUUGACUGGUUUGAUUAUCACGGGCACAUGUGCCUCUCCUUUGAGCUGCUGGCUCUCAGCACCUUCGAUUUCCUCAAGGAGAACAACUACCUGCCCUACCCUCUGCACCAGGUCCGCCACAUGGGCUACCAGCUGUGCCUGGCCGUCAAGUUUCUCCAUGAAAACAAGCUCACACACACAGACCUGAAGCCAGAGAAUAUUCUCUUUGUGAACUCUGACUACACCAUCACCUACAAUGUGGAAAAGAAGCGUGACGAGAGGACAGUGAAGAACACUGCGGUGAGGGUGGUAGAUUUCGGCAGCGCCACGUUUGACCACGAGCACCACAGCACCAUCGUCUCCACCAGGCAUUACCGGGCCCCCGAGGUCAUUCUAGAGCUGGGCUGGACUCAGCCGUGCGACGUGUGGAGCAUCGGCAGCAUCGUGUUUGAGUAUUACCUGGGCAUCACGCUGUUCCAGACUCAUGAUAACAGAGAACACCUGGCUAUGAUGGAGAGGAUUCUGGGACCGAUCCCGUCCCGAAUGAUCCGCAAGACCAGGAAGCAGAAGUAUUUCUACCACGGCCGGCUGGACUGGGAUGAGAACUCCUCCGCGGGGAGAUACGUGCGAGAGAACUGCAAACCACUGCGGAGGUACAUGCUGUCAGAGGCGGAGGAGCACCACCUCCUGUUUGAUCUGCUUGAAAGCAUGCUGGAGUUUGAGCCCUCCAAGCGCCUGUCCCUCGCAGACUGCCUGAAGCACCCCUUCUUCAGCCCGCUGCGUGGCCCCGGGGCCCCCGAGCCAGCCGGAGCCAAGAUCUGGGAGGGGGGUCGGGACAUCAGCCGAUGACCAGGGGGCAUGGACUCUGGGACCCCCUGCUAGCCAGACUCCGGGACCCCCAGCCAGCCACCUCCCCACCCAGGGCUAGCCAGACCCCGGGACCCCCUGCCAGCCACCUCCCCACCCAGGGCUAGCCAGACCCCGGGUGGCCGGUGGCUUUGUUGCUUUGAUUGGCUCAGUGGGUGCUGUUGGUGGAGCAGCGGGAUUAGCGGAGAGUGAUGAAAGACAACCCGAACUUUAUUUCACAUGCAGUAUUAGUUUGGGGGUACAGCAGGGGGAGCACCCUGCCUGUGUGAGAGAGUCCGCAAUGAAGCACAGAACACACAGCUGCGGUCGGCUUUGGGAAUGAACUCUUGUGAAUAAUCGUAAAACCUGGAGCCAGCCAGAGAGCUCAGUUUAGUAAGAGGGAGUUGUUGUUGUUUAUUAUUUUCGUGUUGUUUUCAGUGUCGUGUCUCUCUCUCUCUGUUUUAGGUCUCGGUCCUCCCUGAAUAAAUCCUCUCUCUCUUGUCUCACAGUGCAGAUCCAGCUCUGUGCUGUUUUGAUAACAACAAGUUCAGAGAGCACCAGAACUUUCAUAUCAAAAACUAAAAGGUGUGACCAUGAUUUAGAUAUUUUAACAUCCUGUCAUCAAAAGAGAAACUACAAAAUGAGAUUGCAAAGAAAGUCUACCGGAAGGAAGCUGUAAUAGCAGGACAGUAUUUAAUUUACAUUUCCAAAUGUCACGUUUGUCAGUUUAUUUUCUUUGUAAGUAUAGGUGAAAAAUUAUACAGAGCGCUGGUGUGGAAUUCAAUAUGUUGAGUAACAUUAUUCAGCAGCUUUCACUGGACUCUAUGAAGCUGAGGGAGUUCAUUCU